Macrosiphum euphorbiae (potato aphid) is the source of this 1191-nucleotide messenger RNA. The record is from the annotation of a GenBank genome assembly. NCBI's taxonomy places the organism in Eukaryota, Metazoa, Arthropoda, Insecta, Hemiptera, Aphididae.
AUGCAAAACUUUGCGGAACACUCAUCCAACGCCAUUACCAAACCGACAAACAGUCGGAUCCUCUACGACAUACCGUGCAAAGUGUGCAAGGACUUUUCGUCCGGCAAACAUUAUGGCAUAUACGCAUGCGACGGAUGUGCGGGGUUUUUCAAAAGAUCUAUUCGGCGUAAUAGACAAUACAUUUGCAAAUCAAAAUCGGAAGGCGCAUGUCCGGUCGACAAAACGCACCGGAAUCAGUGUCGAGCUUGCAGGCUCCGAAAAUGUAUGCUUUCGGGAAUGAACAAAGACGCUGUUCAACACGAGCGCGGGCCUAGAACGUCGACAGUUCGUCGACAACUCCAAGGACUCUGUUACUCUAAAGAUCGAUCGACGAGCAACUCUCCGCCGUUGGAUUUAACGCCCAAGAGGUCCCCCGAAUGUUCGACCACUUGUUCGACCCCACCUGGCAGAUACAUUCCCGAUUCGCAUUUAUAUUUGUCGGCUUUCCGACCACAGAUGUCAAUGAUGCCGAGAUUUUUAAACACUAUGAGACUCACGCAAGCAGUUUACGAGACGGCCGCUUCGAUUUUGGUCACAGUUUCUACGAUCAAAAGUUUUCCCGCUCUGAUGACUCUGCCUUUUGUCGACCAGUUUGAAUUGCUCCGGGAAAGCUGGCACGAACUGUUCAUAUUGACGGCCGCUCAAUUUUUUUCGGACACCGAUAUCUCUCUGCUGCACGAAGAGCACCGGUCCAACUUUGGAUCGUCGCUGGACAUCGACGAACAAAUCGCCGUGUUCAAGGAUACGUUGGCCGCGGUAAAACACCGGCAAAUCGAUCCGAUCGAACAGUACUUGUUGAACGAAAUCGUACUGCUCAAAUCAGCAUCAGUCAAGGGCCGCGGCUGCAGCAGUUCCGAAAACACGGAAACCAUUUUGGACGGGCUGUCCGUGAAGAGCAAGGAGGCGCUCAGACGGCACGUGCACCACGUGCACAUGGCCCGCCCGGACGCUCGAUACAACGAGCUGAUCGACAUAUUACCCGGUAUCCGGUCAGUGCCGAAAACCACGGUCGUCGAGCUGUUCUUCCGCCGCACCAUCGGCCAGACGCCCAUCGAACCGUUCGUGUGCGGCACGUACACCAACUAUCUGCAGACAGCGCCGCACUUGCAGACCAUCAUCAGCAAGGCCAAGAUAUGCCAUUGCUUGCAGUGA